This is a messenger RNA of Ornithorhynchus anatinus (platypus), 7291 nucleotides long. RefSeq names its product homeodomain interacting protein kinase 3 (gene HIPK3). The coding region runs from base 100 to 3780 and encodes 1226 amino acids. Lineage: Eukaryota; Metazoa; Chordata; Mammalia; Monotremata; Ornithorhynchidae. Gene Ontology annotation, biological process: peptidyl-serine phosphorylation; peptidyl-threonine phosphorylation. Gene Ontology annotation, cellular component: cytoplasm; nucleus; PML body. The record is from RefSeq and is a predicted model, not a curated record. The transcript is spliced from 17 exons. Gene Ontology annotation, molecular function: ATP binding; protein serine/threonine kinase activity; protein tyrosine kinase activity.
CUGCCCUUGCCGCAGCUCCAGCCCCUGCCCCGACCCAGGGAGGGACACGAUAUGUCACUUCUGUCCAAGUCGCCAAGGAGACGGAUGCUUUAAAAUGGUAUGGCCUCACAAGUCUUGGUCUACCCACCAUAUGUUUAUCAAACCCAGUCAAGUGCCUUUUGCAGUUCAAAGAAACUCAGAGUAGAGCCAAGCAGUUGCGUGUACCACGAAAGAACCUAUCCACGGACUUGUGUGAAUGGUAGAAACUUUGCAAUCUCUCAACCUCCCACCAAGGACCCAACUUUUCCGACAAAGAUCCCGUCGAACAGACCUCGAGGACGCCAUUUUGUGUGGCCCAGUGCCAUCGCUUUAAAAACCACUGCAGGUGCUACAAAGGUUCUAGCUGUGCAGGCGCAGCCGGUCCUAGGGGAGGCCCUGCAGGCCGGGACACAGGAAAGCGGGUUCGAUUUACCGGACGGCCUCCAGCGAUGCGGAUUGAAGCGUAAGAGUGAAGAGCUGGAUCGUCAGAGCGGCGCGAUGCAGAUCGUCGACGAGCUGUCUAUACUGCCGGCAAUGUUGCCAACCAACGUGGGCACCCGAGUGGCGGUCGUGACGACCACCGCGGCCUCCAAACCGAGCGGCCCCGGCGGAGAAGGGGAUUACCAGUUGGUGCAGCACGAGGUUUUGUGUUCAGCGAAGAACACCUACGAAGUCCUCGACUUCCUCGGCCGAGGGACCUUUGGCCAGGUGGUCAAAUGCUGGAAGAGCGGGACAAACGAGAUCGUGGCCGUCAAGAUCCUGAAGAACCACCCGUCGUAUGCCCGCCAAGGACAAAUCGAAGUGAGCAUUUUGGCCAGGCUGAGUACGGAGAACGCCGACGAGUUUAACUUCGUACGGGCCUAUGAGUGCUUUCAACACCGAAAUCACACGUGCUUGGUUUUUGAGAUGUUGGAACAGAACCUGUAUGAUUUCCUGAAGCAAAACAAAUUCAGUCCGCUGCCAUUGAAAGUAAUACGGCCUAUCCUUCAGCAAGUGGCCACUGCACUGAAAAAACUGAAAAGUCUCGGCUUAAUCCACGCUGACCUCAAACCAGAGAAUAUUAUGUUGGUGGAUCCUGUCCGGCAGCCCUACAGGGUUAAAGUGAUAGAUUUCGGGUCUGCCAGCCAUGUAUCAAAGACUGUUUGUUCAACCUAUUUACAGUCUCGGUACUACAGGGCUCCGGAGAUUAUAUUGGGAUUGCCGUUUUGUGAAGCCAUAGACAUGUGGUCGCUGGGAUGCGUGAUCGCGGAAUUAUUCCUCGGUUGGCCGCUGUACCCAGGAGCACUAGAGUACGACCAGAUUCGUUACAUUUCACAGACUCAAGGUUUACCUGGAGAGCAGUUGUUAAAUGUGGGGACAAAAUCUACAAGAUUCUUUUGCAGAGAAACAGAUACUCCACAUUCUGGUUGGAGAUUAAAGACACUGGAAGAACAUGAGGCAGAGACAGGAAUGAAGUCUAAAGAAGCCAGAAAGUACAUUUUCAGCAGUUUGGAUGAUAUAGUGCAUGUGAACAUGGUGAUGGAUUUGGAAGGAAGUGAUCUGUUGGCAGAGAAAGCUGAUAGAAGAGAAUUUGUUAGCCUUUUGAAGAAAAUGUUGAUGAUUGAUGCUGAAUUAAGGAUCACUCCAGCUGAGACAUUAAACCAUGCUUUUGUUAACAUGAAGCACCUAUUAGAUUUCCCUCAUAGCAGCCAUGUAAAAUCUUGUUUUCAUAUCAUGGAUGUUUGCAAAUCUCACUCAAAUUCACAUGACAUAAAUAAUCGCAAUAAAACCUCACUCUUGAGACCAGUUGCCUCAGGCAGUGCUGCUAAUCUGACUGCUAAUUUCUCCAAAAUUGGUACAUUAAGAAGUCAGGCAUUGUCUGCAUCUGCCCACUCCGUCAUGCACCACGGAAUACCCCUGCAGGCAGGAACUGCUCAGUUUGGAUGCAAUGAUGCUUUCCAACAGACUCUCAUCAUCUGCCCCCCAGCUAUUCAAGAGAUUAUCCAUUGCUGCAGUGUUCCUACACAUCCUGGGGGUGUUUAUAUUCCUUUUCUUGGAGAAUUUCCUGACCAAGAGCUGCUUUUUGGAAGGGGUAUUCCUGCGAACCAUGGCAAACCGACCAGUUACUCAGUAAGGGUGGACAAUGCAGUCCCCCUGGUGACCCAGGCCCCCGCCAUUCAGCCUCUUCAGAUUCGGCCCGGAGUUCUCUCUCAGACGUGGUCUAACCGAACCCAGCAGAUCCUCAUUCCUGCUUGGCAGCAAGUUACAGCCCUGGCUCCUUCUACGACCACGCUAACUUCCGAGACUGUGGCUGGCCCACAGAGGCUCGGAGACUGGGGGAAAGUGAUUUCACACAGCAAUCAUUACAACUCCGUGUUGCCUCAGCCGCUCUUAACCAAUCAGAUAACGCUUUCGGCCCCUCAGCCAAUCAGUGUGGGCAUUGCACAUGUUGUCUGGCCUCAGCCCGCUGCUGCGAAGAAACACAAAAUGUGCCAGAACAGGAGUAAUUCACUGCAAAAUACCAAUAUCCCAAAUUCAGCAUUUAUUUCUCCAAAGAUAAUCAAUAUGAAAGCUGUUGAGAGAAUCAGUUGCCUAGAAACACAGGACAAUCAUAACUCAGAAGGAGGAGAAAGGAGUUGUUGUAAAACACCAGUCAGGCAAAAUCCUGAUUCGUCUGUUUCAAACAAGCAACGGCAGACUAUUCUCAUCGCGGAUUCCCCAAGUCCUGCAGUGAGCGUGAUCACGAUUAGCAGUGAUACUGAUGAGGAAGAUACAGCACAAAGACAUUCGCUCAGAGAAUGUAAAGGCAGCCUAGACUGCGAGGCCUGCCAGAGCACCUUGAAUAUCAACCGCGCCUGCUCGCUGAGUAGCCCCGACAGCACUUUGAGCACCAGCUCCUCCGGGCAGACCAGCCCAUCACCCUGCAAGAGGCCCAACAGUAUGUCAGAUGAUGAGCAGGAGAGCGGCUGUGAUACCGUGGACGGGUCCCCAACGUCAGAUUCUUCGGGCCACGACAGCCCCUUUGCGGAGAGCAGGUUUGCAGAAGACGGCCAUCCAAAUGGAGACUCCCUAGCCUCUGCUGACCAAGAAGCCAAGCCAGCCGUCUGCACCGUGGUGGUGCCACCAAUGAGAAUAGAGAAUAGAUUAAAUGCAGACGAACAGAUGGCAAAUACGGAUCCUGCUUGCCAGCCGUUGAUAAAAGGUCGAUCUGCCCCUGGAAGAUUAAACCAGCCUUCAGCUGUGGGUAACCGUCAGCAAAAAUUGACAUCAGCAUUCCAGCAGCAACAUUUGAACUUCAGUCAGGUCCAGCACUUUGGAUCCGGACCUCAGGAGUGGAACGGAAACUACGGCCAUCGAAGACAGCCAGCGUACAUCGCGGCUACUGUUGCUGCCAACCACCCCUUCCCCCUCUCCCACGGAAGCCCGAAUCACCCCACGGUGCACGCCCACUUGGCCGGAAGCGCACCCCUUGGAGGACAGCCUGCUCUCCUUCCCUACCCGCCGUCCGCCCCCCUCAGCACCACCGCCCCCGUGGCCCACCUCCUGGCCUCCCCGUGUACCUCGAGACCUCUGUUACAGCAUCCGGCUUACAGCAUCUCUCAUCCGGGUGGCCUAGUUCACCAAGUCCCGGUGGGCAUCAAUCCCCGCCUGUUAGCUUCCCCCACCAUCCACCGGACUCCGUACAAACCCAUCUUCCCGCCCCAUCCCUACAUCACCGCAUCCCCCGCUUACACAGGAUUCCCAUUGAGCCCAACCAAACUCAGCCAGUAUCCAUAUAUGUGAGAACUCAAAUAACGGUCUGUCGAGGAAGCUCAAUGAUUACAAACCUUUGAUUUAAAAUACAAAAAAAACAGACAAAACAAACAUGGUAUUUAAUAAAUAUUAGCCAUGGCACAACAAGAAGAAUAUUUUUUGAAUCACGUAGACUUGGGUGCAAUUUAAACAACUUUGAGCUUUAAAAAAAAAACCAACUCACUUUUAAUGUGUUUUGCACAUUUGGUAUAACUUGUCUUUGGUCAUGUUAUCUUCUUAUAUAGUAACUCUAGACAGGUGACUUAUGGGAGCAGAAGCCCAAUUUUGCUCCAUCUAUUUUUUAUAAAAUUGCCUUCUAACUAGUGCAAGACACGUCUACAUUUGGGAAGCCAUUCAGUGUACAGAUUUAGAGCAACAGAUGCACAUAUGUCAGAAGUACGGUGUACAAGUAAAUGUUUGUAUUAUCUGUGUCUUGGUGUUUCAAUGUUGAGUCACUUAUCUACAGAAGUUGAGCUAUCGUUCUUUACAUUUGCAUGUGUCUUUUGCAUGGGCAAGACGUUGCCUAGACAUUGCUCUUUAAUGUCGUCGUCCUAAUAAUCUCAGCUGCAUUGUAAACCGUUCCCACACAUAGUGCCUUAAAUAUUUGAGGUUGUUAAUGUUAUUCCUUAUAUAUAAAUGUUGAGGACUGCAGCACUUACAAUUCAGAUCUGCUGAUUUUUCUUUUCUUUUUUGAUAGCGUAACGUUCACCUUGGGUUUCGUGUGGUCUGAUUUUUGGUAUGGGGUGUUUUUUUCCUUAGGAGGAGAUGGCAGCACUUGGGCUACGGCUGAAUUCUGCUGUCUGAAUUUUCAGAAUGAUCUAGCUUCAAAAAAGCAAGCAGUUAGUAGUGCUUAAGGAAAGGUGAUUCCACACUGAGUAGUGGAAGACUAAAUCCUCACCACACAGCAUUUUAUCCUGUUAAAUGGAACUGCAAUCCUGCCUAAGUAGUUUAUUCUGAAAGUGCUUGCUGUCUAAUUGGAUUUAAUAAAACGUGUAGAGGGCGGUAGGCAUGACUCUGACUAGGUAAUGAAAGAAAAUGCAAAAUGCUCAUUGAUUCAUGACGUGGUUUCAUCUUCGCUUGGGCAAACCCAUGCAGUAUUUAAUAAAUAGUAGCAGAAUAUUUACUAUUGAAGCUUGAAAAGAUGUGAGUUCUUUGUGUGCAAUUUUUCAUUUAUGCAUGUGUUAAUGUUAAAUUUUAGCCUUUUUACAUUAUGGUAUUUGUUUUUAGCCUAUUGGUGGUGUUUGCUUAUUUAAUACAUUCCGUCAGGGACAUAAAUGACAUGCUUUUUGCCUUUUUUUUUUCUUCUUCCCUAGGAAGUACGUCUUGGUUUUUUGUUUUGUUUUGUUUUGAUUUGUUCUGUUUAAAUGAAGUUGCUUUUGCAGCACCAAAGACUUAAUCAUCCAUUUCCUAUAAAAGGUAGCUACUUUUUGCAUAGACCUCAAGUAUAUUGUAGACUAGAGAUGGGAUUUAAGGAAAGGUAUUAAACUGAGGCUGUGUUUUAGCUUAUGGGCAAGUAAUAAAUUGUAUCAUUUAUCUUGAAUGUAUCAUAGAUAAGCUGCUAUAUAAUGAUUGCCACUUCAGAUAGCUGUGAAAUUAGGUGAUUAACUAGUUUUUCUUAGCCUUCUAAUUUCUGUAUAAGUCUAAUUACAUGAAAUAGAAGUGGGGGUUUUUGAUUUUUACUUUGCUUUCAUGUUUGGAGUGUCAUUGUAACUACUGUAUUGUAAAUGAUGGAAGAUAAUUGCAUAUGUUAUUUUGGGGGUGUGUUAUUUGCAUCAGUAUUUUAUCUCCAUUAACUUUUGAGCUCAUCACUGCAUAAGUGGAUGUAUCAAUGUAACUUAAUUUUUUAUGUUUUCAUAUUGACAUUGUAUAGACACUUGAGAAGCUGUAUCUUGCAGGCUUGACUUAACUUUUUAUUUUAAAGAGCAAAAUCUGGAAUAUAUAGCAUUUACUGGAAAAACAGUGCAAAACAUUUGAGUUUCAACUUCCCAAAUGUUUUGAGUUACAGGAUUUCUUUUUCUGAUGAAUGGAUUUCAUACCACUAGUUCAGCUCUACCAGGAUUGUCAAUAAGCUAAUAACAAAUACAUUUUCUUUGCUCCAUUAACAGAAGCAGUGUUUUAUUUAAUGACCGAAUGUAAUAAAUGUGCCUGAAUUUGAUUGUUUAAAAGACAAACCCAAAAUAGCAGUAUUAGGUCAAAAAGCCAAUACCAGCAGUACAUUUUUUUUUAGUCACACUGAAAAUGAAGGAAUCCAGUUUCCCCCACACACAGUUCCAAGGUUUUUGGUAAAAAGCUCUAUGCAUUUUAUACAAUCACUACUACAUCGGAAAAGGAAGAAUAGCCUGAGGUGAAUUUGAAAUCUAUUUACCAAUUUAUAGAAUCAUCUGUUUAUGGAAGUCAAGAAGACACUUAAGUAAAAUGAUUUUGCCCCGACACACUCUUCAUAGUUGUUGAUGAUGUCAUCCAGUGGAAUCCUGGUUUCUGCCAACUCCUUGAUCCUGGGAAUCAGAUUUGUUUUUGCCGCUCAAAAUCCAUGGCCAGCAGUGGAUAUGCUGGGGACACCAAGAGUGAAGGAUUGAUCGAUGUCAUAGUUUUCACUUUGUUUGGGGCCUUGUGAUUUUCAUUGCCCUGGUGUGUUUUCUUCGAUUUGAUCUCAAGUUACGUGGCUGCGAUAGCUGCGAUAGUCUUUUUAAGUGGACAAGGGCCCCGGCAUUUGAUUCUUAAGAAAACCGGCUGCUCUUUAUAGGUUGUGCUCUUGGAUUUUGUUUUUGCAUUUUGAGGAAGCGUAUAUCGAAAUCCUCCCAUGAAUCAAAUUCACCAAAUGAAUGAAAAAUCUCUGGAAAGAAAAAUCACCCUUUUUCGAACCAUUUAUAAACUCCCUUUUGGUUCUAAUGCUUUUUUUAAAUAAAACACUGCAUGACUACAGAUUUGCAUACCUAUUUUUAAUUUGCAAAUUAUUUUUAUAAAAAUUCUUAAUAUUCAGUUUUUAAUCUUUCAUUCAGGGUGUUUUAUUAAUCAAUUAUGCUACUGUAUUAACAAAACCUUUUUAUUUUAAUGUUUAAAUCUCUGUAUUUACCGCUAAUUUUAACUUGAUUGGUGUUAAAGUAAAAGUUAAAUCACACUGCAAGGUGUAGGAAGAUUUGUUUUAGAUCCCAAUGAUAUAAACUUGAUUACUAAGUUUGAACUGUUACUGUUUAACAAUUUGUAGACUUGUGGCUUUUUAUUUUUGCUUUUGUUUCUAUGCUACACUAGUUUGCCAUGUAGCAAUUGCACUGUGCAAUAUUACAAUAAGGACUGGGAAAAAUUUUAUGGAUGUAAUGUCUCUUAAAGUUUGCUAUAGUAUUUCUCUCUAGUUCUCAGUGAUUUAAAUGUGACCAAGCCUUCUGUACUUUGUCACAAAAAGCGGGUUUUCCAGGUGACUAUUUUGGUGAGUGUCAAAAUAAGAAUUUAUGGUGUAUUACUGUCGAGAUUCACUUUGAAUUAAAAUAUAUAUUGCAGCAAACAA